Molecule: messenger RNA, 2549 nt
Organism: Phlebotomus argentipes
Lineage: Eukaryota; Metazoa; Arthropoda; Insecta; Diptera; Psychodidae
Product: U4/U6.U5 tri-snRNP-associated protein 1
Exons: 3
Coding region: 141-2465 (774 amino acids)
Biological process (GO): mRNA cis splicing, via spliceosome; maturation of 5S rRNA
Cellular component (GO): U4/U6 x U5 tri-snRNP complex
Source: RefSeq, a predicted model, not a curated record
CAAAUUGUCAAAACAAGUGUUGGCAAAACACGGGCUGCCCGUAGUUUUUCUUCAAUAAAACUCGCAAUUAAGUCUGAUUCAUAGUAAUAAAGCACCCUCAGACAUUAUCAACUAGAUCAGUGACUGAUUGACAGUGCAAAAUGGGCAGCUCGAAGAAGCACAAGCGAGACAGAGAAGUGGUGAGGCGGCACAAGAAGCGCUCUCGAUCCCGAUCAAAGACCCGCAGCAGAUCUCAGUCUCCGGAGAGACACGACCGGAAGCACUACAAGAAGCACCACCGCGAGCGUCGUCAUCGAAAGCGCAGCACUGAGAAGCAGCGCGACGACUACAAUAGCGACAGUUCUGAUGUCAUUGAGGUUCCGGUGGCUCCUCCGGCUCCCGUGAUCUCGUCCAAGAGACCCCGUUCGCCGUCCCCGAUUCCCGAUGGCGGCGCUGGCGAUUGCCUGUCCAUUGAGGAGACGAACAAGCUGAGAGCCAAGUUGGGUCUGAAGCCUCUCGAGGUGGACUCAGCGCCGCCGGCAAAGGAGAGGACGUAUGUGGAUGAGAAGGGUGAUGAGCCCGAGCUGAAGAUCCAUAAGGACGACUAUGGGGAGUUUGUUCACAAGCCGGCAUCGAACUUUGCCGAGACGAAGCAGGUGGAGAAGAUCAGGGAGAAAAUCAAGGAGCGCAAGGAGAAGCGACAGCUGGAGAACACGAUGCUGAAGGUGAAGAGCUUGGGGGCGUCAGAUGAGGAGGACGAUCUGGUGUCGUGGGUGGACAAGAGUCGGGAGAAGGAGCGACAGAAGAAGGAGGCAGAAAGUCGGGCCAAGUGGCUCGAGGAGAUGGAAGAACAGAUUGGUGGAGGUUCUCAUGCUGACCACGAAGACAGGGAAGCGCGCCCGACGUACUAUGGAUCGCGUGAUCUCAAGGGAUUGAGAGUGGAGCACGAUACGUCAGAUUUUGGUGAGGGAAAGACAAUUAUCUUGACACUGAAGGAUCAGGAUGUACUCAAUGAGGACGCAGACACGCUCGUGAAUGUGAAUUUGAUGGACACGGAGCGAUAUCGGAAGAAUGUGGAGAACAAGAAGCUGAAUCCACAGAAUUACGGAUACGAUUGCUAUGCCGAUGAAGUGGAUGAGUUCGGACAGCCACUUUCCAGGGCCAUUCUGAAGAAGUAUGACGAUGAAAUCGAUGGAGGGCAGAAGAAGAGUUUCACGCUGGGCAGAAAUUUGCAAGAAGAGCAGGAGCACAAGCGUAAAAUCCUGGAGAUCCGAUGCAAGCUGGAGCAUAAGCGUCUGGAGACGCUGAAUGAGCAGCUGAUAAAGCCGGCUACAGAUUAUUACACAGAAGCUGAAAUGGCGAAAUUCAAGAAGCCCAAGAGGAAGGUGAAGAAGUCCAAGAGGACCCUGAAAGCAGAUGAUCUCUUGCCAUUGCCCGGCGAAAUGGAGGGUACUUCGCGGGAUAUGGGCAGUAGACGUGGACAAAGCUCCUCCACAUCCAUGGACAUUGACGAUGUGCCCGAGGAGAAGGUGAAAAUAGAGCCGGAGGAUGAUGAUCUGGAGAAGAUGCUGUCCAAGGCGAGGCGGCUGAAGCAGAAGGAGUCCUUAAUUGCUAAGCCCAUCGACACGGCUCAGCUGAAGAGUGAGGUGAAGAGUGAAGCUGUGUCGGAUGAAGAGGAGGAUCGCUUUGACUUGCAGUCCAACCAGAUCACCUUGAAUGCCACGGCGGAGUUUUGUCGGACGCUGGGAGACAUUCCCACGUACGGCAUGGCGGGAAAUCGUGAGGGCAAUACGAAUGACUUGAUAGACUUCGAGAGUGAGAUGAAUGUGGAGGAGAAGGAGGAGGAGCCCGAAGAUGUGAGGGGGACGUGGAACUCUGUGAAUGCGAGUGAGUUGGAGAUGGAGGAGAACUCCCAGCCGGGGCCGGAUGAUGUGGGGGAGAUUGCGAUCCUGGAUGAGGAGCCUGAUGUGAGUGCUGGUGUGGCUGGAGCCCUGCGAUUGGCUGUGUCGAAGGGCUAUUUGGAGAGAGACGACAAGAAUCGACCGAGCAAUACGCGAAUGGCUCAUCUUCAGGCCAAGAAUUACUCCAUCGAGGACAAAACCUACGCUGAGGAUGACAAGUUCGGUCGGCGUGACAGGUAUCACAGUGGGCCGAGUUCUGACUUCAAGGAGAAGGAUGGCUUCAAGCCCAAUGUGAAGCUGGAGUACAUCGAUGACGGCGGAAGAGUGCUGAAUGCCAAGGAGGCUUUUCGCUAUCUGUCGCACAAGUUCCACGGCAAGGGGCCGGGAAAGAACAAGAUCGAGAAGCGGCUGAAGAAGAGCGAACAGGAGGGGCUGAUGAUGAAGAUGAGCUCCACGGACACCCCGCUGGGCACGUUGAAUAUGCUGCAGGCGAAGCAGAGGGAGACCAACAGUCCCUACAUUGUGCUGAGUGGGACGAAGCAGAAUCUCUCUGGCAGUAACAUUGUGAAGCACAAGUCUAAGUGAGGACUUGAAGGUGAAUACAUAAUCUUUAUUACUUGCUGAUUAGAAGUGUAGCGAGAGUAGUUAUAAACAGUACAAUUGAUGCGA